Molecule: messenger RNA, 1461 nt
Organism: Nakaseomyces glabratus
Lineage: Eukaryota; Fungi; Ascomycota; Saccharomycetes; Saccharomycetales; Saccharomycetaceae
Product: hexokinase
Biological process (GO): glycolytic process; carbohydrate phosphorylation; intracellular glucose homeostasis
Cellular component (GO): mitochondrion; cytosol
Molecular function (GO): fructokinase activity; mannokinase activity; ATP binding
Source: RefSeq, a predicted model, not a curated record
AUGGUUCAUCUAGGUCCAAAGAAGCCACCAACGAGAAAGGGUUCCAUGGUGGACAUGCCACAACAACUUCUAGAUCAAAUCAAGGUCUUUGAAGAAAUGUACACUGUUGAUGGUGAAACUUUGAGAAAGGUUACAAAGCACUUCAUUACAGAACUUGACAAGGGUUUGUCUAAAAAGGGUGGUAACAUUCCUAUGAUUCCAGGUUGGGUUAUGGAAUACCCAUCUGGUAAGGAAAAGGGUGACUACUUGGCCAUUGACUUGGGUGGAACCAACUUGAGAGUUGUUUUGGUUAAGUUGGGUGGUGACCGUACUUUUGACACUACUCAGUCUAAGUACAAGCUACCAGAAGCUAUGAGAACAACUAAGAAUCAUGAAGAACUAUGGAGUUUCAUUGCUGAUUCUCUACAAGCAUUCUUGGAAGAUCAAUUCCCAGAAGGUGUCAAGGGUAAGCUACCUUUGGGUUUCACCUUCUCUUACCCAGCUUCUCAAGAUAGAAUUAACCAAGGUGUUCUACAAAGAUGGACUAAGGGUUUCGAUAUUCCAAACGUCGAAGGUCAUGACGUCGUUCCAAUGCUACAAAAGCAAAUCGAAAAGAGAAACUUGCCAAUCGACAUCGUUGCCUUGAUUAACGAUACUACUGGUACCUUAGUUGCAUCAUUGUACACUGAUGGUGAAACUAAAAUGGGUGUUAUCUUCGGUACUGGUGUCAAUGGUGCUUACUACGAUGUUGUUUCUGAUAUUCCAAAGUUGGAAGGUAAGUUGGCUGAUGAUAUUCCAAAUGAUUCACCAAUGGCUAUCAACUGUGAAUAUGGUUCUUUCGAUAACGAACACGUUGUUUUGCCAAGAAACAAGUAUGACUUGAUCAUUGAUGAAGAAUCUCCAAGACCAGGCCAACAAGCCUUUGAAAAGAUGUCUUCAGGUUAUUACUUGGGUGAAAUGUUGCGUCUAGCUCUGUUGGACCUAUACGAUCAAGGUUUGAUUUUGAAGGGUCAAGACAUUUCUAAGUUGAAGAAGCCAUACGUAAUGGAUACUUCUUACCCAUCCAAGAUUGAAGACGAUCCAUUUGAAAACUUGGAAGACACUGACGAACUUCUACAAAAGAACCUGGGUAUUCAAACCACAGUCCAAGAACGUAAGUUGAUUAGACGUCUGUGUGAAUUGAUUGGUACUAGAUCUGCUAGAUUGUCUGUCUGUGGUAUUGCUGCCAUCUGUCAAAAGAGAGGUUACGAAACCGCUCACAUUGCUGCCGAUGGUUCCGUUUUCAAGAUGUACCCAGGCUUCAAGGAGAAGGCUGCUCAAGGUUUGGCUGAUAUUUACGGUUGGGAACAUAAAGAUCCAAAGGAUUGUCCAAUUGUCAUUGUUGAUGCUGAAGAUGGUUCUGGUGCUGGUGCCGCCAUCAUUGCUGCUUUGGCUGAAAAGAGAAUUGCUGAGGGUAAGUCCUUGGGUGUCUUGGGUGCUUAA